This is a messenger RNA of Coccinella septempunctata (seven-spotted ladybird), 1510 nucleotides long. RefSeq names its product limbic system-associated membrane protein-like. The coding region runs from base 83 to 1498 and encodes 471 amino acids. Gene Ontology annotation, biological process: synapse organization; homophilic cell-cell adhesion. The record is from RefSeq and is a predicted model, not a curated record. NCBI's taxonomy places the organism in Eukaryota, Metazoa, Arthropoda, Insecta, Coleoptera, Coccinellidae. Gene Ontology annotation, cellular component: axon; plasma membrane; neuronal cell body. The transcript is spliced from 7 exons. Gene Ontology annotation, molecular function: protein binding; axon guidance receptor activity.
CCCAAUAAACGAGGAAUUGUUACUUCGUGGCCUUUUAGUUCCUAUUCAUAAUAUUCAGUGACGCAUUCGUGCGAUACCUACCAUGUUUCCUGGAAUUUUAGUUGUAGGUGUUUUUUCUGUGAUUGUUUUAGAUAUUUCGAACGGUGCUCUACCAGUUGUUACUGAAUUUUUGAGUGUUCCGACUACUGUGAAAGCUAGAGAGAAUAACAGUGUUUUGUUGCCAUGUUACCUGAACACCGGAUCUAGUGGAGACGGUGCCUAUGCAGUUACCAUUAAAUGGUACAAGAAUAGGGAACUUCUGGUAGAUAGCUCGGACGUAGAGUUGAAUAUUCCUGAUCGACUUAUGCUAUGGAGCAAUGGUUCCCUGGAAAUCAUCAAGGCACAGCCUGAAGAUACAGGAGAAUAUGUUUGCGAAAUAAUCAGACCCUCCCCAUGGUCAACUGUCAGACAGACACACGCUAUAGAAGUCAUGCAUCCUCCUUCUGUUUCGCCUUUUCCACCGACAGGUUUCCUUCAAGUGAAGCUGGGGGAAGAAGUGAGAAUAUCGUGCACCCCUUCAGGCGUUCCUUAUCCAAUUAUUACUUGGAAUUUCCAGAACGAGGAAUUGAAGUUACUCGAUCACAGGGAAAUGUUGAAGUUCACUGCGUCAGACAGGCACCUAGCGGGUAUCUACGAAUGUAUCGCUGUAAAUGGUGUGGGUGAUCCAGCCACGGCCCAAAUUGAAUUGAAUAUUAUAUAUCCACCCGAACUGGUAACCUCUAGGUCCUGGAUACACACAGCACCAUCACAUAGGGCGCAGUUGGAAUGUAAAGUGUCAGCAGAUCCGCAGGCUACAGUGACAUGGCUAAAAGGAGAGUUGCCAGUUCCACUCAACUCGAGAGUAAUAUCUUUGGUAGAUGGUGAUAAACAUGCUCUCUUGAUUAGAAAUGUUCAAAGAAGUGAUUUCGGUAUAUAUACAUGCCGGGCGAUAAAUGAACUUGGUCAAGGAGAAGUAACCAUCCAGUUGUCAGGAGUUCCUAAUCCAGGGGUCUUCAAAAAAACCGUCGAAAAGGGAAUGGCAGAAAGAAAUUCCUACAAACUCAUUUGGGAGGUAGAUAGCUAUACUCCUAUCAUUGAAUAUAAUUUAUGGUUCAGACUGUACAGACCCAGAAGCGGCUCUAGUAAACCAGAUUGGACAAAACUGACCAUACCUACAGAAUACAAUGCUGGUCCCGUUUACUCCAAGACAUAUACAAUCAAGGGACUUAAAGAGGGAACCAUAUAUGAAGCUCUGCUUGUAUCUCGGAAUAGAUAUGGUUGGUCCAAACCAUCGCCUAUUUUAAGGUUUGCCACGCUUGGUGCAGAUGUUUCCAAUGACCUGGUUUCUCCAAUUCAGACACAAGAAGAUAGCAACAUUAUUCCUAUGGAUUUGACUGGUAGUUCGAACGUUCCUCUGAAAAGUGCUAUGAUAUUGAACCUAGUCCUAAUUUUAAAUAUUUGUUAUAAGAAUAUAAGUUGAUUGACAGGAAAA